GGGCGCGGCGGCACCGGGCCCCUCUUAAAAGGGCAACGCGGGGUUGCCCUCCGGUGUUGGGGACGGGACCGGGACCGGGGCCUGUGCCCGGAGCCGCGGAGGGAGCGCAGCUGGCUCUCCCCGGGAGUACCGGGACAGGUGAAAUCACCGCUGGCUGCUGAGCGCCUUCUCCCGCGCCCCCGAGCUGCGAGGGGCGCCGCGGUUCCCAUUCCUGUUCCGGUCCUUCUUCUGCUCCCUCUCCGAUCCCGGUCCGGUACCGUUCCCUGUUCCAUUCCCGGUGCGGUCCCUCUCCGCUCCUGCUCCAUCUCCUGCUCCCUUUCCUAGUCCCGCUCCCGUUCCGCUCCAGUAUCGGUCUCACUCCCGUUCUGCAUUACUGCACUCAACUCCCGAUGCCGCUCCCGGUCUGUUCCCAGCAGCGGUUCCGCUCUCGCCCCAGUCCCAGUCUCAGUCCCAGUCCCUGUCUCGCUCCCGGUUUCACUCUAGUAGAGUAACCUUUACCCCUCUCGGUCCCGGUCCCGGUUCUGGUCCCGGUGCGUGGCGGGAGCGUCAUGCGGGGCUGUGUCCGCCAGGGGGCGCCGCAGGUUCGGGGCCACUGGCCCGGGGUGGGGACGGGGAGAGUCGGGACCACCGGACCUGGACACACGGACACACCGGGCAUGGACAGGCUGGACACAGGGAUCUACUGGGCACGGACACACGGACACACCGGGCAUGGACAGGGUGGACACAGGGGAUCUACUGGGCACGGACACACCGGGCACGAACAGGGUUAACACAUGGGAUUUACCGGGCACGAACACACAGACACACCGGGCAUGGACACCCAGACACACCGGACAUGGACAGGGUGGACACACGGGAUCCACUGGGCAUUGAUAGGCUGGACACAGGGGAUCCACCGAACACAGACAGGGUGGACAUAGGGGACACACCGGGCACAGACAGGCUGGACACACGGGAUCCACCGGGCACGGACAGGCUGGACACAGACAGGCUGGACACAGGGAAUACACUGGGCAUGGACAGGGUGGGCACAUGGAACCCACUGGUCAUGGACAGGGUGGACAUACAGACCCACAAGACAAGAUGGGCACACAGACCCACUGGGCAUGGACAGGGUGGGCACAUGGGACCCACUGGUCAUGGACAGGGUGGGCUAAUGGCCCCUGCUCCCAGGGCUGGUGGGUGAGAGCAGUUGCUGGGACCCCUUCUUGCCCCUCAGCCCCACACACAGUGUGUCCUCUGUGGGGUCUGCAGGAGGAAAACCGCAGCCCUCACUCUGGGGGGGAUGGCUGGCUCAGGGGAAAACUCCUGGAGCUGCGUGGGGAGGGGGAUAAGGGCUGGAGCAGAGGGCAGCAGGGUCAGCAUCACUGCACGGGGAGAGCCUUUCCCCUGGUGAGGCCUUUUGGGAAGGAAAUGUUUGCCCAGAGGUGCUGCCUGCAUCCUGCCUGCAGCUGCCUGCACGUGGCCUGGCUUGCCCAGGCUGUGGCUGCUGUGGGGGGAGCAGAGUGGUGCUGAGUCCCACCCCACCUGCACAUCCAUCCCUUAAUCACUGCAGCAUGGAGGGUCCCCCCUCUCUGCUCCCCUUCUCAGCACCACCUCAGAACCCUUUGGCAUGCCUGGGGUGGCACUUUGGGCUCACACGAGGCUGGCCAGGAGCCAAAUGUGGGGACCCCAACCACAACCACCCCAGGAACUGGGACCCCCACAGGAAUCACCACCCUGAUGAGACACUGGGGCCCUCCCAGGGAUCAGGAAUUUCUGCACAGUGGGAUCAGUAGCUUUUGAUGCCCAUCCGUGCCAGGAGCCCAUGUCACCUGCGCCCAGGCACGGGCGGUGCCCGUUACCUGUGGGGUGGGGCGCUGGCACCUGGCAUCCCCCGUGUCCUGGCUGGGGAUGGGGGUUUGUACCUGCUGGGGGGGCCCUGGCACUUGGAGGGAGCUUACUGGGAGGUGCUGGGAUGUGGUGGGGCCCUGGGCUGUACCUGCGUAAUCGUUUCGGGGGGGUCACCGCUGCUUAUUUGAGUGUAGGGCGAGGCGAUGACCAGCCGCUAAUGAUUAACCCUGGGCUGAGCCGGAGGAUGAGGCCCCCCCUGCGCGAGGGGCUGGGGGUCUCCGUGUGCCCCCCGUGCCCCCCACAAGGUCGGUAGCUCAGCGUGGGCAGCCUGGCAGAUGCUGCUCCACCCCUGCCCCAGGAUGCCCGGCUGCUGUCCCGUCCGGUGCCCACCAGGGCUGUGCCCACCCGUGGCACGGGGACGCUGCCAGUGACAUCUCCAGAGCCAGGGAAGCGUGAAGGACCCAGCCUGGGGGGCUGAUGCUGCGGGUACCCCCUGGGCGCCGUGGCACCCCUGUGCCAAGCGGGGCAGAACGACCCCCCCUGCCUGGAGCCGGCGGCGGGGCGGGGCCUCCCCACCUGCUCCAGGUGCUCUAUAAAGCUCAGGCCGCUGCCGAGCUGCCAGUUCCGGAUCCCUGGAGUGAGGAGUGUGCCACGGGCUAACGGGAGAGCAGCGGCUGCCGAGCCCCGAGAGGCGCCGGCACCCCCUGGAUGAGCCCCAUGGCGUUCCCUGUCCUUCUGCUGCUGCUGGUGCUGGGCACAGGUACCCAUGCCAUGACCACCGAGACAACCAUGGAGAUGGAAACCACUGAAACGACCACGGUGGAGAUGACCACGGAAAGCACCGCCAGCACCUGGCUGCCAAAUAUAUUCCCCAAAAGCACACGGGCCAGCCGGCCCCAAACCCCUGUCUUCCCCUAUGCCACCGCGUUCCCUGGCAAAAACACCACGAACUUCCAGUUUGGCAACCACUCCACCAGCAAUGCCACAUCCAAUGGCACUGUGGUGCCUGUCCCCAGCAGCCCAGCCAUGCCCCAUGCCAAUGCCACCUCAAACAGCAGCAGCUGGGCACCCCACCUUGGCACCAACGGCAGCUCUGCCGCUCCCACCACCAUGCACGGCAGCACCAAAGGCAAUGGGAGCACCAGUGCUCAGGUCUUUCCCACCCAGAUAACGUCCGAGGGCAGCACAUCUCCCACCCAGGGUGGUCCCAACCCCAGCAAAACCUCAGCCCAGCUGCCUGGUCCUGCCCGGCUGCUCGUCCGUGUCCCGCUGUCCUUCCGUAUCAUCAACAGGAGCUUCAACGAGAGCCUGCGUGACCCAGCAUCAGAGGAUUACAGGAGCCUGAGCCGCACUGUCCUGACCAUGUUCCAACACGUCUUUGGCUGCCCGGGCUGCAUGGGCACGCAGACCUACACCGGGUGCAGCGAGCUGCAGUACAGCCAAGGCUCGGUGCAGGUCCAGUCCACCCUCGUGUUUGGGAAUGGAAGCGAUGCUGUCACUGCUGAUGCUGCUGAGCAGCGCCUGAGGAAGAGCCUGGACCAGAAUGGCUUCAUCAUGGGCCUGCAGCUGGACAGCAUCCAGAGCUCUGCAGCAGUGAUAUCCCCAGCUCCAGCGCCCAUGAUCCCAGACUGGGCCAUCGCUCUGCUGGUCCUGGUCAGCAUCCUGCUGCUGUUCACCCUCUUCACCUGUCUCCUCCUGAUGUCCACCUGCACCUGCCGCCGCAAGAGCCGAGGGAAGCUGGACCUGCUCAGCCAGAAGGAUUCCUACCACCCCAUGGCUGAGUACCUGCAGUACCAGAGCCACGGGCGCUACGUGUCCCCCAACAGCAAACCCAACCCCUACAGCCAGGUGGCCGGCGGCAGCACCACGAGGUCCGGCACCUUCACCUACACCAACCCCGCCGCCGGCUCCGACAACCUGUGAAGGGCUGGCUGGAAGGAGCGCGGCUGCCGAGGGGAGGGGGCAGCCCCAGAGAGCCGCCCCCCACUCCCGGGAGGGCAGCACCGGCCCCGGGCGCAUCCCCCGGUGCUGCUCGGCCGUGGGCAGCGGGAGCCGGACGGUUCUGGAGCAGCCGGAUUCGCGCACAUGACAGAACUGCAUGAGCGGAGAUGGGAGAGGGAAGAUCCCGCACACAGCCCACGGUCCCCGCACUCGCUUGGCUUUGCUACCCUGCUCCGUGCCAGGAGGACGGGGCUCGGGCUCCCCCUGCGACUCAACGGCUCUUUUUGUGGUGUUAUUUGAUAUAAAUAUCUCUGUUUGCGGGGUGUUGGUGCCGGGCUUGGCUCGGCGGGGUGGCAGCUCCUGGGCUGGGGUGUAUUUAUCACGGUUCAAAUAAAAGGAUGGGGGGCAGCCAUGUGCCAGGGGGGCUUCUCUGGGACAGGGCUGGCGCCCACCGAGGUGUGGCCUGGGCUUGGGUGGUGGCUCUUGUUUGCCAUUCCAGGCAAUCCUGGGUUUGCUGCUGGGGAUGUCACCAUGUUACCCACUCUGAAUGUCACCCAUCCUGCCA
Molecule: messenger RNA, 4342 nt
Organism: Zonotrichia leucophrys gambelii
Lineage: Eukaryota; Metazoa; Chordata; Aves; Passeriformes; Passerellidae
Gene: MUC1
Product: mucin 1, cell surface associated
Exons: 7
Coding region: 2545-3759 (404 amino acids)
Source: RefSeq, a predicted model, not a curated record